AUGAAGAAAGCUAAGAUUAACUCCGUGUAUGGAGGAAGAGGAAGAAAGAGAUGCAAAGAAAGAGUAGAAGAGAGCGGGAACUCAUCAAAGAGUACGAUCAUGACUGAAAAGGGAAGAACAAACGGGGUUAGGGCUACCAAAGCUCUAUCAAACAUUCCCAAUAACCGAACGAUUGUAACAAGGUCGAUGGCGAUGAAAAUAAUGGAGCAGGAAGAUGAAGAAACGUUGUGCGAGGUUCAGAUUAUUGAGAUUAGGGAAGAGGAGAAGAAUGAUGAUAACAAACCUAUGGAGCUGGUGCAGGAGCAGGAGCAGGAACAGGAGCAGGAGCCACAGCCGCAGCCGCAGCCGCCUGCCAACGAGGUGGCUGUGGUGGAGAAUAAGGGAGAUGGUGUGGAGGAGUUGACCUUGGAUGACUGGCCAAUUACAUUUAGGUUUGACGACGAAUGGCCGUGGUCCAAAGUUAGGUAUGACUCUGGAUGGUAUUCCUGUUGGGAGUCCAUGAAUGGUGAUUUUUGGACACCCGUGAGAGAUCCCAGCCAGGAGUCUGUUUGGAGUGGUGAUCUAUGGGAAUUUAAACCAUGA
Molecule: messenger RNA, 582 nt
Organism: Gossypium arboreum
Lineage: Eukaryota; Viridiplantae; Streptophyta; Magnoliopsida; Malvales; Malvaceae
Exons: 1
Coding region: 1-582 (193 amino acids)
Source: RefSeq, a predicted model, not a curated record